Messenger RNA from Branchiostoma floridae (Florida lancelet), 1113 nucleotides. RefSeq lists its product as uncharacterized. The transcript has 6 exons. The record is from RefSeq and is a predicted model, not a curated record. NCBI's taxonomy places the organism in Eukaryota, Metazoa, Chordata, Leptocardii, Amphioxiformes, Branchiostomatidae. The coding region runs from base 1 to 1113 and encodes 370 amino acids.
AUGCGUAUCAAGCUGUGCCAUUGUGCGUGUUCUGUUUCCAAUAUCUACAGGUUGGUCAUCUUCAACCGCCAGGACUGUUGCUCCGAACGACUCAACCCCUUCAACAUCCACAUCGGGGAUUCCGACCAGGUCAGCACGAACCCCAGGUGUGGCGGUGAUCAUCAGAUCGACGUGAACCAGCCGUCCAUUUCCGUCUCCUGUCAGGGGAUGAAGGGUCGCUAUGUGGGCGUCAGUCUUCCUGGAUCCUCCCGAAUACUGACCCUGUGCGAAGUCCAAGUAUUUUCUGUGAGUUACGGCCUGACUAUUGCAACGGAUGCUGCUGAUUAUUCUGGGACUACUGAUUCACUGACAGUAGAAAUCUUCUCUGACGUUUGUGAUGAUGUCUGUGUGACAACGACGGUAUCCGGACUUACAGCGGAUGGGACUGAGUACAACCGAGCCUUUGCCGCUUCCAGUUUUGGUGAUCCUUCUCGGCUCCGACUUACCAUUUCGGGGGGCGAUUGGCUCAAACUAGACUGGAUUGACGUCUACAGUGGCUAUACUGGGCUGUACUACCGUUUUUCCUGUCCCAGUAACGGUUGCCAGUUGUCCACUGACUCCUCGGAGGGCAGCGAACAACUCAAUUUAUAUGUCGGAUUUGUCGAUGAGAACGAAUGCCAGCUAGAUCCCUCCGCGCGACAGGACUGCGGUUGGGGGGGCAUUACUCCAGCUGAGUGUCAGGAGCGAGGAUGCUGCUUUGAUAGUUCAUUUCAAGAUGCACCUUGGUGCUUUUACAGCACAGCAACGGAUGCAGUGAUUGGUUUGUGGCCCUUAAACGGACAUUAUGGAGCAUCAGACAUAACAGGAAACGGAAAUAACGGGACAGCAACAGGAACUCAGUCAGCUCCAGGCCCGUAUGGAGACGCCGACGGAGCUUUCCUGUUUUCGGGAACUGAAAAUUCCUACAUCGACAUUCCCAACAACGGCAGGCUGGAUGUGCGCUACUCCUACACCAUACUGGCGCACAUCUAUCCUACCGGAGAGGGUGGACCUAUCUUCGACUACGUCGGGAACAACAACGCCUGGGGAGUACACUUCUGGCAGGCUGCUCCACAAGAGCUGUUUAUGAAGUAA